AUGGUGGUUCUAUAUGGCUUCGUCGUCAUUUUUGCAAGCCUAACUCCCACUAUCUUGGGACAGAAAUGUGCAACUAUCAAUCCAGCAUAUGCGCCGACAUGGGGUUCGGGUUUUUCUGGACGCGUGGUGAUGAAUGGACUGAAAACACCACGUGGUCUCGUUUUCGACUCCGAGAAUAACCUUCUCGUUGUCGAAUCUGGAGGAGCAGGAGUUCGCUACAUAAAGCUAACAGAUAAUGGCGGAAAUGACGUGUGCGUCGCAAGCUCUAAGCAACUCAUUGACGAGAAAGGACUCAACCAUGGGAUCGAUCUCUCAGCUGAUGGAAAAACGUUGUUCGUCUCAUCCAUGACGACCGUAUUUAGUUACUCAUAUGAUGCCGCCGCUGGGACAGUAGGGGCGAGGAAAACUCUCAUCACUGGCAUGAGCAACAGUGGGCACUCCACUCGGACCGUGUUAACAUCCAAGAAAAGUCCGGAUCUUUUAAUUGUCUCGGUCGGUUCCAAUUCGAACAUCGACGCUGCAACCUCGCAGCAAUCCUCUGGUCGCAGUCAACUACGAAUUUUCAGCAUCGCCAAAGUCAGCCAGGCUUCAGUCGCGUAUACUUCAGGGGAAGUCUUAGCCUGGGGGCUUAGGAACAGCGUUGGUGUAACUGAAAAUCCUGUCUCGGGUGGAAUAUGGUCAGUUGAGAACAGCGUUGACGAUAUGAAAAAGAAUAACGUUGAUAUCCAUAACACCAAUCCAUGUGAGGAACUUAAUUAUCAUGGCACUCUCAGUGGUACAUCAUCGGAACGCGGGGCCAAUUAUGGCUAUCCAGAAUGUUUUGCUGCUUGGGAUCCUUCUGUCAUCCCUAAUAACCAGAACAUCAAAGUUGGAACUCAGUUCGCCAUCGGCUCAGGUAACGAUGCAACAUGCGCGCAGCGGGUCGCGCCAAAGCUUUGCUUCCCAAGUCAUACCGCGCCUUUGAGCGUAGGGUUUAACAGGAAUAGCACUGCUGCAUACAUUACGUUCCAUGGGUCUUGGAACCGUCAACCACCAGACGGCUAUCGCCUCAGCAAGGUCAGCAUUGAUCCUGCAACUGGCAUGCCUACCGAGCCUUCGACCUCCAGCACAGCAGCGAUCAAUGUUAUGAGCAACCCCAGUAAUGGCAACUGCCCUUCCAAAUGCUUCCGUCCUGUCGAUCUGGCAUUCGAUGCCAAGGGGAGACUCUUCAUGACUAGUGACUCAUCGAAUGAGGUGUGGGUUAUUGGAGGAACUUAG
This is a messenger RNA of Aaosphaeria arxii CBS 175.79, 1257 nucleotides long. Its product is annotated as soluble quino protein glucose dehydrogenase. The record is from RefSeq and is a predicted model, not a curated record. Bases 1 to 1257 code for a protein of 418 amino acids. NCBI's taxonomy places the organism in Eukaryota, Fungi, Ascomycota, Dothideomycetes, Pleosporales. The transcript is spliced from 5 exons.